UGGAGUCGAGCGCGCCGCGUCGCCCGCUGCCGCCUGUGCGGAGCGUGGGGAGCACUCGGCCACAGCCCUCGCCUGACGCGGAGGGUCCUGCUCGGCGCUGCUGGCCAGGCCACCCCGUGCCCGGGCCUUUCCGUCCUUGGAGCGGAUCAUUGCCCCUAGGGCGCCCUCCCGCAGCGACAGCGAGAGCCAGAGCUGAGGCCGCUGUGGCGGCUGUGCCCAUGCUGGGGUGUCCACACUUAGCGUCCUUCCCACCACCACCUUGCCUCACCUCAGCACUAGGAUCUUAGGUGGCCACCUGUCCCUAGCUGCAACCAAGCUGAGGCUGCACCUGUGAGAAGACUUGACAGGCAGCAUGGGUGAAAUGGCGAACAGUUCCAUCGAGCUCCACUCCAAGCCCCAGCAGCCACGGGAGACACCCCAUGUGGGUGGCUUUGGGUGCACGUUGGCGGAGCUACGCAGCCUCAUGGAGCUCCGAGGGGCUGAAGCAUUGCAGAAGAUCCAGGAAACCUAUGGAGAUGUCAGUGGACUCUGUAGGAGGCUGAAGACAUCGCCCACUGAAGGCCUGGCAGACAACACCAAUGAUUUGGAGAAGCGCAGGCAGAUCUACGGGCAGAACUUUAUCCCUCCCAAGCAGCCUAAGACCUUCCUGCAGCUGGUGUGGGAAGCCCUGCAGGAUGUGACUCUCAUCAUCUUGGAGGUGGCAGCCAUUGUCUCCCUGGGCCUCUCCUUCUAUGCACCACCUGGAGAGGAAAGUGAAGCCUGUGGGAAUGUGUCCGGUGGGGCAGAGGACGAGGGAGAGGCUGAGGCUGGCUGGAUUGAGGGAGCUGCCAUCCUGCUUUCUGUCAUCUGUGUGGUGCUGGUCACGGCCUUCAAUGACUGGAGCAAGGAGAAGCAGUUCCGAGGUCUGCAGAGUCGCAUCGAGCAGGAGCAGAAGUUCACGGUCAUCCGGAAUGGACAGCUCCUCCAGGUCCCUGUGGCAGCAUUGGUGGUAGGGGACAUUGCCCAGGUCAAGUAUGGAGACCUGCUGCCUGCCGAUGGCGUGCUCAUCCAGGGCAAUGACCUCAAGAUUGAUGAGAGCUCCCUGACUGGCGAGUCGGACCAUGUGCGCAAAUCAGCAGACAAAGACCCCAUGCUGCUCUCAGGCACCCAUGUCAUGGAAGGUUCUGGAAGAAUGGUGGUGACGGCUGUUGGUGUGAACUCCCAGACAGGCAUCAUCUUUACCUUGCUUGGAGCUGGUGGAGAGGAGGAGGAGAAAAAGGAUAAGAAAGGCAAGCAGCAGGAUGGGGCGAUGGACAGUAGCCAAACCAGAGCUAAGAAGCAGGAUGGGGCUGUUGCCAUGGAAAUGCAGCCCCUGAAGAGUGCUGAGGGCGGGGAAAUGGAGGAGCGGGAGAAAAAGAAAGCCAAUGUGCCCAAGAAGGAGAAGUCAGUCCUACAGGGCAAGCUCACAAAACUGGCUGUGCAGAUUGGGAAAGCAGGGCUGGUAAUGUCUGCCAUCACUGUCAUCAUCCUGGUCCUCUACUUUGUGAUUGAGACCUUUGUCGUGGAUGGCCGGGUGUGGCUGGCAGAAUGCACACCCGUCUACGUGCAGUACUUUGUGAAGUUCUUCAUCAUUGGUGUCACUGUGCUGGUUGUAGCUGUCCCUGAAGGCCUGCCUCUUGCUGUCACCAUCUCCUUGGCUUACUCUGUCAAGAAAAUGAUGAAGGACAACAACCUGGUACGCCACCUGGACGCCUGUGAGACCAUGGGCAAUGCCACAGCCAUCUGUUCUGACAAGACCGGCACACUCACCACCAACCGCAUGACCGUGGUCCAGUCCUACCUAGGAGACACUCACUACAAAGAGAUCCCAGCUCCCAGCGCUUUGACCCCCAAGAUCCUCGACCUCCUGGUCCAUGCCAUCUCCAUCAACAGUGCCUACACCACCAAAAUACUACCUCCAGAGAAGGAAGGCGCUCUCCCUCGACAAGUAGGCAACAAAACAGAGUGUGCUCUGCUGGGUUUCGUCCUGGACCUGAAGCGUGACUUCCAGCCUGUGCGGGAGCAGAUACCAGAAGACAAGCUAUACAAAGUGUACACUUUCAACUCAGUCCGCAAGUCCAUGAGCACAGUCAUCCGCAUGCCUGAUGGUGGCUUCCGCCUCUUCAGCAAGGGGGCCUCAGAGAUCCUGCUCAAAAAGUGUACCAACAUCUUAAACAGCAAUGGUGAACUCCGAGGAUUUCGUCCUCGGGACCGGGAUGACAUGGUGAAGAAGAUCAUCGAGCCGAUGGCUUGUGAUGGCCUCCGCACCAUCUGCAUUGCCUAUAGAGACUUCCCUGCAAACCAGGAGCCUGACUGGGACAAUGAGAAUGAGGUGGUGGGUGACCUCACCUGCAUAGCUGUCAUGGGCAUCGAGGACCCUGUGCGACCUGAGGUCCCUGAAGCCAUUCGCAAAUGCCAGCGUGCUGGCAUCACAGUCCGCAUGGUGACUGGGGACAAUAUCAACACUGCCCGGGCAAUCGCAGCCAAGUGUGGCAUCAUUCAGCCAGGGGAGGACUUCCUGUGCCUGGAGGGGAAGGAAUUCAACCGGAGGAUCCGCAACGAGAAAGGCGAGAUAGAACAGGAACGACUGGACAAGGUGUGGCCCAAGUUGCGGGUGCUUGCCCGGUCAUCUCCCACGGACAAGCACACUCUGGUCAAAGGGAUUAUCGACAGCACAACUGGUGAGCAGCGGCAGGUGGUGGCGGUGACUGGGGAUGGCACCAAUGAUGGGCCGGCCCUCAAAAAGGCAGAUGUGGGUUUUGCCAUGGGCAUCGCAGGCACUGACGUGGCCAAGGAGGCCUCUGAUAUCAUUCUGACUGAUGACAACUUCACCAGCAUUGUCAAGGCGGUCAUGUGGGGCCGCAAUGUCUAUGACAGCAUCUCCAAGUUCCUGCAGUUCCAGCUUACAGUCAAUGUGGUGGCGGUGAUCGUGGCCUUCACAGGCGCCUGCAUUACUCAGGACUCUCCUCUAAAAGCAGUGCAGAUGUUGUGGGUGAACUUGAUCAUGGACACAUUUGCCUCUUUGGCUCUGGCAACAGAGCCCCCCACUGAGUCACUGCUGCUGCGGAAGCCAUAUGGCCGCGACAAGCCCCUCAUCUCACGCACCAUGAUGAAGAACAUCCUUGGCCAUGCCGUCUACCAGCUCACCAUCAUCUUUACUCUGCUCUUUGUUGGAGAGCUCUUCUUUGACAUCGACAGCGGAAGGAAUGCACCACUGCACUCUCCACCCUCAGAACACUACACCAUCAUCUUCAACACCUUCGUUAUGAUGCAGCUUUUCAAUGAGAUCAAUGCUCGCAAGAUCCAUGGUGAGAGGAACGUCUUUGACGGCAUCUUCAGCAACCCCAUCUUCUGCACCAUUGUCCUGGGCACUUUUGGAAUUCAGAUUGUCAUAGUCCAGUUUGGUGGGAAGCCCUUCAGCUGUUCUCCACUGUCCACAGAACAGUGGCUUUGGUGCCUAUUUGUUGGUGUUGGGGAGCUGGUCUGGGGACAGGUCAUUGCCACCAUCCCCACCAGCCAGCUCAAGUGCCUGAAAGAAGCAGGACAUGGGCCUGGGAAAGAUGAGAUGACCGAUGAGGAGCUGGCCGAGGGCGAGGAGGAGAUCGACCAUGCUGAGAGGGAGCUCCGCAGGGGCCAGAUCCUCUGGUUCCGGGGCCUCAACCGGAUCCAGACGCAGAAUGAAGUUUCAUCUUCUGACUGUGGCCUUCAGGCUCUGGCUCCUUGGCAUCACUCCACAUCUCUCCACACCCCUGUGACUCUGAGCCGCCUUUCCAGAUGUGCACGCUGCCCACCAUGCUGCUUGUGCCUCCCUGCUAUUGUGCUCCCUCAGAGCCUUGUCUUCAUGCUAUAAAAACCCACUCAAAGGGCUGCCAAGUCUAUGACUCCUUCUUACACUCUACCCCCUCCUGCCACCAUGGGCCAUCUGUGCAAAUGAGCCCAGGACACUGAAUCUGAGCAUGUCAGAAUGCCCUGGGGAACUUUCCAGAACUUCAGAGAGUGGGCUCCUACAGGGCUGGGUGAGGUGGCACCAAAGAAGUCCAAGUUGGAAGUGUUCCCUGGGAACCAGGCAUCCUGAGAACUCACUCCAGCAUGGCUAAGGAGGGAUGUCCUGGGUCCACAACUGAGCCAUGUUAUCAGAAACCAGGACUCAGAGGGAUCCUGGGAGGAAAAGGGGAGCAGCCAUUGGAGCCCUGGCCUGAAUCUUCUCUCCCAAUCGGGUGUGCUGAUGCCUCCAGCACAGUGCCCAGGACAGGCAUGGGUGCAAUAGAGGUGGCUUUUACUUGUUCCCUGCAAUAAAUAGUAUAAAUGCAUAUCAAAUGUCAGGAAGCAACUGUCAUGUGUUCCCAGUGUAUGUGUGUCCACCUAAGUGUGCCUUCCAGGAGACUGACUGUGAGCCCCCAGCACCAUCCUCCCAAUUUGAUCCAGGCUAGAUCUUGUCUGUCAUGCUCCAGUUCUGAUACAGAGCCCAAGAAUGGGGUAAAGCAAGCACCCCCCCCCAUGUCAGUGUCUUUAACCUCUGGUAAUGUGAUACAAGGUAGACUUAGUGUUUCUACCAGCUGAGACAGCAUCCCUACCCCCACCUAGAGUGUCAGUGGUAGCCUGGCCACCAGUGUGUGUUGUGUCUUUGUGUGCCUCUGGGCUCCUGGGUCUGCCACUGCUGCCUGACUAGCAGAAGUGGGUCCUACCAAUUGUAGUCUCAGUGUUCCAUCCUUUCUGACUGUUCCAUGCCCAUGUACAUGCUUAGAAGAAAGAACAUGGGGCCCCAAGGGAAGGGGUAAUGGCCCCAGUGAGAGCCAGGCUAGGACCAGUUCCUCAAGUGUACCCCCCCAGGAAAGCCACACUGAUUCCUCCACGGGGUCUCGGACCCCCAUGGCUUUUCAAGGUGGCUUUAUCAUGCCAAAUUCACCAUGACUCUCAAGAAUGCUGAAGCAGUUGCUUUAGCUCAAAUUACUCCAUUUGAUUCAAAAACCUGUUUGAAAAACAGAAAUAAAGCUUUCGCGAGG
Molecule: messenger RNA, 5021 nt
Organism: Nannospalax galili (Upper Galilee mountains blind mole rat)
Lineage: Eukaryota; Metazoa; Chordata; Mammalia; Rodentia; Spalacidae
Gene: Atp2b3
Product: ATPase plasma membrane Ca2+ transporting 3
Exons: 21
Coding region: 353-3868 (1171 amino acids)
Biological process (GO): calcium ion transmembrane transport; regulation of cytosolic calcium ion concentration
Cellular component (GO): intracellular membrane-bounded organelle; membrane
Molecular function (GO): PDZ domain binding; ATP hydrolysis activity; ATP binding
Source: RefSeq, a predicted model, not a curated record